AUGUCAGCUCAAGGAAAUAAGACUGGCCAAGUCCAGGCUCAGGUCGAUGAAGUUGUAGGAAUCAUGCAAAACAAUAUCGAGAAAGUCAUGCAGCGGGGUGAAAAGCUCGAAUCUCUUCAAAACAAGACUGAUGAUUUGCAACAAGGUGCUUUGCAAUUCAAGAGAGGUGCUACCAAAGUUCGUCGACAAAUGUGGUGGAAGGACUUGAAAUUGAAGAUCAUUAUCGCCGUCAUUGUUAUCGUCAUUCUUAUAAUAAUCAUUGUUCCUAUUGCCAACGCUCUCAAGCCCGCCGCAUCCAACUAA
Molecule: messenger RNA, 303 nt
Organism: Synchytrium microbalum
Lineage: Eukaryota; Fungi; Chytridiomycota; Chytridiomycetes; Synchytriales; Synchytriaceae
Exons: 4
Coding region: 1-303 (100 amino acids)
Biological process (GO): vesicle-mediated transport; vesicle fusion
Cellular component (GO): plasma membrane; SNARE complex
Molecular function (GO): syntaxin binding; SNAP receptor activity
Source: RefSeq, a predicted model, not a curated record